This is a messenger RNA of Fusarium redolens, 1352 nucleotides long. RefSeq names its product Alpha/Beta hydrolase protein. Gene Ontology annotation, molecular function: epoxide hydrolase activity. Gene Ontology annotation, biological process: epoxide metabolic process. Bases 60 to 1352 code for a protein of 430 amino acids. The transcript has 2 exons. NCBI's taxonomy places the organism in Eukaryota, Fungi, Ascomycota, Sordariomycetes, Hypocreales, Nectriaceae. The record is from RefSeq and is a predicted model, not a curated record.
GAGUGUUAUAUCUCAAAAGCAAACGCCGACAUUCAAGCUGUCUUUCAUCACAAGUCAUCAUGCGGUGCCUUUAUGUGCUCAUCUUUUCCGUUGGCUCUCUCCUCUGCGCUGCUUCAGAGCCCUUCUCGGUGCCAAAUGUCAAUGCCACCUUUACUAAAACCCCUAAGCCGUUUCAAAUUCAUGUUGAUCAAAAGUUUAUUGAGGAUACCCGGCAGCGGGUCGCUCAUACAAGGGCACCAUUGUUUAUAAAUGUGACAAGCGAUGGCCCGAGUGCUGAGAACUUCACAAGCGUUCGUGACUUCUGGGUUAAUGAGUAUGAUUGGAAUGCUACUGAAGCAUCUAUCAAUAAGAGACUUAAGCAGUUCACGACGACUGUUGAACCCGAAAUCAACAAUAUCACUCAUUCGGUGCCACUGCACUUCGUCCAUCACCGCUCACCGAGACCGGACGCCAUACCGUUGCUGUUCAUUCACGGGUGGCCGGGGUCCUUCCUUGAAGUCGGUAACAUUAUCGGAAAUCUGACAAAUCCACCAAAUGCAUCUGUACCAGCAUUUCAUGUUGUGGCGCCUUCGAUCCCAGGUUUUGGAUUCUCUCCCGCGCCGACGCAGCCAGGCUUUGGUCCCGCCGCGGCUUCAUAUGCCUUCAACGAACUGAUGCUCCAGCUUGGGUACUCCAGAUACGUCGUUCAAGGUGGAGAUUUUGGUGGUGUCAUCCUUCGCUACCAAGCCCACCAUUUUCCGAAGCAUGUGAUCUCGGCACUCAGUAAUUUCUGGAUUAUCCAGCCCGGGAAUAAUGACCUUCGCCGACUUGCAGAGGGAGAAGCAACGCCCGAUGAGGUUGCAUAUAUCGAGAUUAUAGAAAAUUACGAGAAUCAGGGAUCAGGCUACCGAUUGAUAAUGUCGACGGAACCACUCACCGUCGCAUACGGUAUGACGGACUCGCCACUUGGAAAUGCUAUGUGGAUGUACUCCAUUAUGAAAAGGGUCAUCGACCCGACUAUUAUGGCAUGGACGCCCGAGGAGAUUAUUACUUGGUCGAUGAUGUACUGGAUCCAAGGUCCGUACAGCGGCAUGCGUUUCUAUAAAGAAGUGCAAAAUGAUGGAGGUUUUGAAACACUUGACUUUGGCACUCUGCCGCUGGUAGAAGUUCCAGUCGCCAUCAGUCAAUUCCCUUAUGACUUGACUUACCGUAUGCCGCUAGAAUGGGCGAAGCGCGGAGGAAAUGUUCUGAAGAGAACUGUACAUAAUCAUGGCGGCCAUUUUGCUGCUUAUGAGGUGCCUGAUCUGUUGCUUUACGAUAUCUGGUCAUGGUUUGGAGAUAAGGAAGCUUCUGGAACAAAAGCAUUCAACUGA